Molecule: messenger RNA, 1368 nt
Organism: Alternaria arborescens
Lineage: Eukaryota; Fungi; Ascomycota; Dothideomycetes; Pleosporales; Pleosporaceae
Product: 1,3-beta-glucanosyltransferase gel1
Exons: 2
Coding region: 1-1368 (455 amino acids)
Biological process (GO): fungal-type cell wall (1->3)-beta-D-glucan biosynthetic process
Cellular component (GO): cytoplasm; fungal-type cell wall
Molecular function (GO): 1,3-beta-glucanosyltransferase activity
Source: RefSeq, a predicted model, not a curated record
AUGAAGACUUUUGCCAUUGCCGCCGUUCUCGCGGCUUCAGCUGCGGCCACCCCUACUGCUGCUGUUCAGAAGCGCGCCAUCACCCCCGUCACUGUGAAGGGAAAUGCUUUCUUUGCUGGCAACGAGCGUUUCUACAUUCGUGGUGUUGACUACCAGCCUGGUGGCGCUUCCGAUGCGAAGGACCCCAUCGCUGACGAGGCUGGCUGCAAGCGCGACAUUGAGAAGUUCAAGGAGCUCGGUAUCAACACCGUCCGUAUCUACACUGUCGACAACAGCGCCAACCACGACACCUGCAUGGGUCUCCUCGCUGAUGCUGGAAUCUACCUCGCUCUCGACCUCAACACCCCCAAGUACUCCAUCAACCGCGCCGAGCCCCAGAAGUCGUACAACAAGGUCUACUUGCAGAGCAUCUUCGCUACCGUCGAGAUGUUCGCAAAGUACGACAACACUCUGUUGUUCUUCUCCGCCAACGAGGUCAUCAACGACGACAAGACCACCAACUGUGCUCCUUACGUCAAGGCUGUCACCCGUGACAUCAAGUCCUACAUGAACGCUCGCGGUCUCCGCAAGGUUCCUGUCGGUUACUCUGCCGCUGAUGUCGAGAGCAACCGCUACGAGAUGGCCGACUACAUGAACUGUGGUGACGACGCCGCUCGCAGCGACUUCUUCGGUUUCAACGACUACUCUUGGUGUGACCCGUCUUCCUACACCACCUCUGGUUGGGACCAGAAGGUUCAGAAGUUCGGCAACUACAGCAUCCCUAUCUUCCUCUCCGAAUACGGUUGCAACAAGGGAACCCGAAAGUUCGAGGAGGUCAAGUCUCUCUACAGCACCGACAUGACCGGCGUCUACUCUGGAGGUCUCGUCUACGAAUACUCCCAGGAAGACUCCAACUACGGACUUGUUGAGAUCAACGGCGACUCCGUUACUGAGCGCGACGACUUCAAGGCCCUCAAGGAGGCUUUCUCUUCCACCAAGAACCCCACUGGCGACGGUGGCUACAAGUCCAACGGCCAGCCCGCCACUUGCCCCGACCAGUCCAAGACCUGGGAUGUCACCAUGAAGAGCGACGAGCUCCCUGCUGUUCCCUCUGGCGCCAACGACCUUUUCAAGAAGGGUGCUGGUGACGGCCCUGGUCUCUCCGGCUCAGGCUCCCAGCAGGCUGGUUCUUCCGAGACCAACCUCGCCGGUGCUGGUGACGGUGCUGUCACAUCCGGCGGUGUCGUUCCCAGCUCCACCGGUGGUGCCAGCGCCUCCGGCUCUGCUGGCGCUGCUGCCUCCGUCCGUCCCGAGUUCAGCUUCGCUCCUCUCGUCUGCGGUGCCGUUGUCCUCGCCUCCUCGCUCUUCGGUGGUGCUCUUAUCUUGUAA